Messenger RNA from Kalmanozyma brasiliensis GHG001, 1149 nucleotides. RefSeq names its product Isopropylmalate dehydrogenase-like domain protein. Bases 1 to 1149 code for a protein of 382 amino acids. Gene Ontology annotation, cellular component: cytosol. The transcript has 3 exons. The record is from RefSeq and is a predicted model, not a curated record. Gene Ontology annotation, biological process: L-leucine biosynthetic process. Gene Ontology annotation, molecular function: magnesium ion binding; 3-isopropylmalate dehydrogenase activity; NAD binding. NCBI's taxonomy places the organism in Eukaryota, Fungi, Basidiomycota, Ustilaginomycetes, Ustilaginales.
AUGACCAGCCGCAAGAGCGAAACGGCGCCAAAGGCGUACAAGAUCAUGGUCCUCCAGGGCGACCACAUCGGUCCUGAGAUCAUGGCAGAGGUCUUACCGCUCUUCGACCUCGUUCAGUCGCGCUUCAACGUCCAAAUUGAACGCGUCGAGCGUCUGAUUGGAGGGUCUUGCCUUGAUCAACACGAUUGCCCCAUCCAGGACAGCACGCUGCAGGAAGCGUCCACCUGUCAUGCUGUUCUACUCGGGAGUGUCGGUGGGCCCAAAUGGGACGUGGGCGACUCGAGCAGAAGACCUGAGACAGGCAUUUUGCGCAUGCGCAAGCAUCUCAACCUGUUCGCCAACGUCCGACCGGCCAAGAUCAUCGCGGAGCGUCAACUCAAGCUCAGCUCUUUGAAGGAUGAAGUCGUUCGCGGCGUCAACAUCAUCACUCUGCGAGAGAAUGCGGGAGGCAUCUACUUUGGCAAGAAGCAAGAGCCAGACCAGCAUGCAAUGAAAGCCUCUGACCUUUGCGAGUAUACGCGGGAGGAGGUGGUUCGACUGACCCGCGUGGCAGCAGCUUUGUCUCUCGCCAACAAGCCAGAACCGCUGCCCAUCAUCUCGGUCGACAAGGCAAACGUCAUGGCCACCUCAAGGCUCUGGCGACAAGUCGUCACCGAGACCGUCCGCGAUGAGUAUCCACAGCUCGUUGACAAAUUGAGUCACCACCUCGUCGAUUCGGCCGCCAUGGUGCUGGCGCGCGACCCGCGAAAGCUCAACGGCGUCAUCCUCACUGAAAACCUCUUCGGCGACAUUCUCAGCGAUCUCACCUCGGUCAUCCCGGGCUCUCUAGGUCUGCUCGGAUCUGCCGAGAUCGAUGCUGCGCCAAAUGCUUCUGCUGACGGUCGCAUGCCUGUAGGCGUCUACCAGCCCGUGUCCGGAUCGGCGCCGGACAUUGCUGGCAAAGGCCUUGCGAACCCCAUCGGCAUGUUCGAGUCGUUUGCACUCAUGUGCCGAUGGUCGCUCGGUCUGCCGCAGUUGGCCGACGCUAUCGACGCCGCCAUCAAGGAGAGCCUUGAGUCAGGCCAGUGCACGCGCGAUGUCGGCGGCAGCCUGUCCACGCAGCAAGCUGGAGCCCUACUGAGACAGUCCAUCCAACAGUCCUUGUCGUGA